This is a messenger RNA of Entrophospora sp. SA101, 972 nucleotides long. The record is from the annotation of a GenBank genome assembly. Lineage: Eukaryota; Fungi; Glomeromycota; Glomeromycetes; Entrophosporales; Entrophosporaceae.
AUGCCAUUUGUUCUUACUGCGUUAGGAUAUUUAGUAUUUAAAAACAAAUAUAGUAUAAGACCUAUAUUAGGCUGUUUCUUACAAGCUCAUAGUAGUUGGCUUUACAUUUUAUUACUUGGUAUUUGGCCUGUUAUAAUCUCUGGAAUUGGAUGUUAUUUGGCUGCAAGGACAUCUUACACUAUUUUAAAAAAAAGAUUAGAAAUUCAAGCGUUAUUAACAUAUUGUGAAUCAGGAUUAAAUGCAUCAAGAUUUUACCGAUUGGUGCUAUUUUGCAUUACAUUUUUAAUCCUAGCAUUACCAGCAACAUUGCUUACAGUGUUAGGUAAUUUGAAUAAUGGUCUGCUUCCGUACGAUUUCUAUGAAGUACAUAAAAAUUGGAAUACAAUUAUGCGUUUUACUGCUGAAACAGGCGGCCUUUCAGUAUUAGAUUAUGCAAAACCUUUAACUGGAUUAUUUGUAUUUUUGUUCUUUGGGACCGGUCAAGAUGCUAUGAACAGUUAUCCUUCGCCAAAUUCCAAAACUUAUAAUGGUAAAAUGAUGACGUCAGUUCCAAAACAAGCAAAUUUUGAUUUAACAAGUGGGAUUAAAUUCAAUAUUGAAGGGAUUGACACAACUACUAUAAUGUCAAUAACAAAUCAUCGCGAUGAUGAUGAUUUUGACUAUGAUCAUAAAAUUAAUUAUUCAUCAUCUACAUUGGCAGUUAAUUCAUCAUAUAAUAAUACAAUAGUGGCAUCUACCCCAACAUCUUAUAGAUCACAUUUUUAUGAACGUAAUGAUGAUAAUCUAAAUCAUAUAGAUGAUUUAUUGGCGGUUUAUCCACCUGACAUAGCAAUUUCAAGAAGUCAUAAUAGUAAUAUUGGUGAGGAAGAUUAUAAUAAUAACAAUGCAAAUUAUCAUAGAGAAUCCGGAAUCGAUAAUCUACCUGGAACAUCAUCAGAUACUUUUGAUAUUGAGAAUGUUUUUCCUGCUCAA